UCUAAACCUCAGCCAGUGUCCGAGUGCCGACGACAAUGGCUGACGAAGCAAUUGAACGUGUCUUGAAAGUGAUCAAUCAAGUGUUUGCCUUUAAAAUACCCCCACAAUCAUCGGCUGCUGGGCAUCGGGCGGACUCGUGGCCAAAAGACCCGGUGUGGACAGGUCGGUUGGUCAUUUCUGCGAUCAACGAUGCGACUCAAAUCCAGUUGCGCGACGCCAAGACUGGCGCAUUGUUCGCUGCAUGUCCCAUUUCCAAAGACGGUCCCCCCGCAGUAACGAAAGUGGUAGACAGCAGCCGCUACUUCGUCUUGCGUGUUGUGGAUGCCAAGUCCGGUCGUCAUGCAUUCAUUGGUAUUGCAUUCGAAGAUCGAAACGAUGCGUUCGACUUUAACGUGGCCAUCGAUGACCACCAAAACGAGGUGAAGCGAGAAGAGCACGCGGCCGUGACUGCCCCCACUGUGUCGAGGGACUUUUCGCUUAAAGAAGGGCAAACCAUCAAGAUCAAGCUCAACAAGAAGAGCGCAGAGGCCGAUGACAACCCUGCGCCAGUCAAGCCGAUGGCAGCACCUACUGCGGCCAAGCAAAGCGACAACUUCGGUGUGUUUAGCUCCUUCGCUUCGCCUACGGCCACGCAGCCUGCUGAUCCUCCAAGCAACUGGGAAACCUUCUAAGUCGUCGGCGACACCUCUGACAUUGCCCCAUCUAAUGCAAUGUACUUCCUCAUCCAA
Messenger RNA from Aphanomyces invadans, 728 nucleotides. RefSeq lists its product as hypothetical. The transcript has 7 exons. Bases 36 to 671 code for a protein of 211 amino acids. Gene Ontology annotation, biological process: endocytosis. Lineage: Eukaryota; Oomycota; Saprolegniomycetes; Saprolegniales; Verrucalvaceae. Gene Ontology annotation, cellular component: membrane; clathrin vesicle coat. The record is from RefSeq and is a predicted model, not a curated record.